CAACCGACCCAAAACGCACCCACCAAACAAAAAUUAAACGCCGACACCCCCUUUGCCGGCGCCGCCACUACCCCCCGCCGCCGGCUGGUACACGUCUCCUCCGUUCCACGCUCCUCGCCGCCGGCUCCGCCUCGUGCCACGCCGCCGCUUGCCACCAUGCUGCAGAGCAAGUCCUUCGUGAAGAAGACGAAGCAAGGUCGCAUCCAAAAGGUCGUCAGGGAGCACUACCUCCGUGACGACAUAUACUGCGGCUUCGUCCCCUGCUCCGCCUGCGACACCGCCGCCGAGCGCAAACUCGACGCCGCGGCGGCCGCCAUCCUCGUCGUCGACACCAACGUCGUGCUCCACCAGAUCGAUUUGCUGGAGAAUCCGGCGAUUGAGGAUGUCGUCCUUCUGUCGGUGGUCCUGGACGAAGUGAAGAAUAAGAACCUUGCCGUUUUCAACAGGAUCAAGGCACUAUGCACCAACAAAGCACGGAGGUUUUACGUUUUCGCCAACGAGCAGCACAGGGAUACUUAUGUCAAAGACAUGGUUGGGGAGAGCUCUAAUGAUCGUAAUGACAGAGCAAUUCGUGUUGCCGCUCGUUGGUACCAAAGCCAUCUUGGUGGGAGUGUGAAGGUUCUGCUGAUUACAAAUGAUAGAGAUAACAAAAGGAAAGCUAUUGAAGAAGGCCUUAAUGCUGAGACAGUUGAGUCAUAUGUAAGGUCGCUUGCGCAGCCUGGUUUGCUUGAUUUGGUGGUGGUUUCAACUAGUGGAGAUGUUACCAUGGAAGAUGUAGAAGAUCAUAGACCAUCCAAGAAGAAAGUAAUCUACAGUGAGCACAAACCAAUGUCAGAAAUUACAUCUGGUCUGCGGUGUGGAAUCUACCAUCAAGGGAAGCUUCGAGUUAAUCGUUACAAUCCAUUUGAAGCUUAUGUUGGAAGUGAGAGCAUUGGUGAUGAGAUUGUUAUCCGCGGACGCUCAAAUAUGAACAGGGCUUUUGAUGGUGAUAUAGUUGCUGUUGAGCUCUUGCCACAAGAUCAAUGGCAUGAGUCAAAGUCAUUUAUAGCAGAUGAUGAUGAAGAAGAAGAAGAAGAUGUCCAUCUAGUACCUAAUAGUGCUGAUGAUGCUCCUCGGAACACCAGUUCCACACAAUCAACAGUUGGAUCAUCAGCUCCUUCUGUCUCUAGUCGUCCACUUGGACGUGUUGUUGGUAUAAUUAAGAGAAAUUGGAAUUCGUACUGUGGAUCCUUGCAGCCAAUGCCCAUGCCUGCUGGUAGUGGGGGCGUUGCUCAUGCUUUAUUUGUUUCAAAAGAUCGAAGAAUUCCUAAAAUCCGAAUUCAAACCAGACAGCUUGAGAAUCUUUUGAACAAAAGAAUUGUUGUUGCGGUUGAUUCAUGGGAUGUUUUGUCUCGCUAUCCAUCAGGUCACUACGUACGAACGAUUGGAGAUAUUGGUGACAAAGAAACUGAAACAGAGGUUGUCUUAAUAGAGAACGAUAUCAACACCAGGCCUUUCUCUACACAAGUCCUUGCUUGUUUGCCACCAUUACCAUGGACAUUAUCACCAGACGAUUUGGCCAAUCCUAAUAGACAAGACUUGCGUCAUGUGAGAGUCUUUAGUGUGGAUCCACCAGGUUGUCGAGAUAUUGAUGACGCACUACAUUGCACAUUACUUCCAAAUGGAAAUUUUGAAGUUGGAGUCCAUAUUGCUGAUGUCACUAAUUUUGUUCACCCUGGUACCCCUCUUGAUGAGGAAGCUGCGCAAAGGGGCACUUCUGUUUAUCUUGUUGGGCAGCGGAUUGAUAUGCUUCCAAAGCCCCUGACUGAAGAUGUUUGUUCACUUCGUGCUGAUGUUGAAAGGCUGGCAUUCUCUGUCAUUUGGGAAAUGACUCCUGAUGCUGAUAUCAUAUCCACGAGAUAUACAAAGAGUGUUAUCAAAUCUUGUGCUGCAAUGUCUUAUGUGGAAGCCCAGGCAAGAAUGGAUGACAGCCGUUUAGUUGAUCCACUAACCGUAGACUUGCGGAACUUAAAUUCAUUGGCAAAGAUCAUGCGACAACGACGUUGCGAAAGAGGGGCUCUGACUCUUGCUUCUGCAGAAGUAAAAUUUGAGAUCGAUAGUGAAACUCAUGAUCCUCUUGACAUAGGAAUUUAUCAAAUCCGUGAGGCAAAUCAAAUGAUUGAAGAGUUUAUGUUGGCGGCAAAUAUUUCUGUUGCUGAGAAGAUUUUGAAGCACUUUCCCUUAUGUUCUUUGCUAAGGCGUCAUCCUAGCCCAACAAAGGAGAUGCUUGAGCCAUUACUCCGUACCGCCUCUUCUGUUGGCCUAAAUCUGGAUGUGUCAUCCUCAAAGGCAUUAGCUGAAUCACUUGACAAUGCAAAGAGAGAUGACCCAUACUUCAAUAAGCUUAUUAGAAUUCUGGCGACUAGAUGCAUGACACAGGCUGUUUAUUUUUGCAGCGGAGAUUUGACCUUUUCUGAGUAUUACCAUUACGGGCUUGCAGCUUCUCUUUACACUCAUUUCACUUCUCCUAUUCGCAGAUACGCAGAUGUUGUUGUUCAUAGGUUGCUAGCUGCGGCUCUAGAAAUUGCAAAGCUCCCACCAAUCUUUCAAGAUGGUCCUCAACUUACAGGCAUCGCUGACAACUUGAAUUACAGACACCGAAAUGCCCAGAUGGCAAGCAGAGCAUCAGUUGAACUCCACACCCUCAUAUAUUUCAGGACAAGGCCAACUGAUACUGAAGCUAGGAUAGUAAAGAUCAAGGCAAAUGGUUUCAUAGUCUUCGUCCCAAAGUUUGGCAUAGAAGGGCCCAUCUACCUUACUCCUAAAGGAGACAAGGGUGGCGACUGGGUUGUUGACGAGGUGCACCAGAGGGUAACCAAGCCCGGAACAAACAUCAGUUAUGCUGUCCUGCAGACUGUUAGGAUUCAUAUGGAAGUUGUUGAGCCUCAGCCCCACCGCCCAAAGCUGCAACUCACCCUCAUUUGAAAUGUGCAGCUUAACUGUAACAUUAGUAUUCCCAGCCCUUACACCUCUUUGUUCUCCUGCCCAUUCUUUAAUUCAACAUUGGCUAUUUACGAUUUGUAACAGUAGCAUCAUGGUCAGGGUCUUGCACUAUCAAAUCAGAAUAUGGAUAGUUUUCCUCUGUAUAUGGGAACUUAGUUUAUGAAUGGUACUCGCAGCUGUGAAUACAUCGCUAUAUUUUGUUAAUGUGAAAGAGCUGUUGUAUGUUCACGUGAAA
This is a messenger RNA of Panicum hallii, 3217 nucleotides long. RefSeq names its product exosome complex exonuclease RRP44 homolog A. The transcript is spliced from 24 exons. Bases 157 to 2964 code for a protein of 935 amino acids. Gene Ontology annotation, biological process: rRNA catabolic process. Lineage: Eukaryota; Viridiplantae; Streptophyta; Magnoliopsida; Poales; Poaceae. The record is from RefSeq and is a predicted model, not a curated record. Gene Ontology annotation, cellular component: nuclear exosome (RNase complex); cytoplasmic exosome (RNase complex). Gene Ontology annotation, molecular function: RNA binding; endonuclease activity; 3'-5'-RNA exonuclease activity.